AUGAAUGUGGCGAUCCAAAAUUUGAAGCUGGAGAUGAAUGAACGCUUCGCGGAGCAGGAGAAGAGUAUACGGCAGGUCUACGGCGAACUGAAGGAAGGUUUAGAUAGAAUUCAGCGAGCAGUUGUAGUGGGCAACAGCGUGGGCCCUGGAUUGGGGAAUUCGUCGAACUUCUUGGGAAACAUGGACCACGUCACACCGGUCUUUACGCGCUACGUUGCCGACGGUCAAGGCACAACAGGGGUUGGACGUCUCGUGGUGCCUUCCACACCGCCGAACGGGCGGCUGCAAUUGAUGCCGACGGAAUUGCGCAGCCACAGGGGCGACAGUGUACCGCAAGGCGAACGCGCCGAUUGGGGCACACUGACAGCGUCUAGCCUGCAUGAGGCCACGCCGGCGGUGUCACCGCAGAAGCAGUGGGCGAACGAGGAGCUGGCGCAGGACGAACAGAACCCGUCCGUAGACUACACCUGCUUCGAAACACUCGACAGGUUGGUAAAUGAAGAUGAAAUGAAUCAAGGCUCCAUGGGACAGAUGCUUUCCUUCUUGAACGAUGAUGAGGCGAAGCAGCAGCAACAGCAACAGAGUCUGAUCUUAUGCGGCGCGAAGCACGACAUUCAGAUCAAUGCAUUGGGGUCCGUACCAAACAAACACCUGACGACAAGUCUGCGUGUUGAGUACGUGAAUGGGCGUCCAAAAGCAGUGCCUAUAUUGGACGGUGCCCCUGACGAACCAGAGAAGCUGGGCAUCGACGUGCGCGCCCGGUGCAAGGUAUUGGUGGAGUUCAAGCGUAAACGUGUGCUGCAAUUCGAGUCAAAGGAAUACGUUCCACCCGGCAGCUAUGUGAUGGUCGGCGGCGAUCGCGGUGAGGACCUCGGGCUGGUAACAUACACGUGGUGCGAGACGACGAGGCUCGCCAAAGCCGCUGACGGCGGCGAUGCCAGCAACGGCAGCAAGCCCAGCGUGCUGGGCGUGUGUCUCUCCGGCAGUACCCACACGCGUAGCAUUGGCCUUGGGAUGGGAACGGUGGUGCGUUUAGCCGAUGAGUCAGAUGUCACGCAGCUGCAUACGGUUCAGGUGGAGCUUGAGCGGCGCGCCAUUGAUGUCUGCUCGCAGCGGGUCCUCGAGCGUGGGUUACCCAUGACCAUCGUGGACGCCGAGUACCAGUUUGACAAGAAGAAACUCACGUUCUUCUACGAGGCGCAACAGCGCAUGGACUUCCGCGAGCUCGUGCGGGACCUAUACAAGACGUUUCGUGCAAGGAUCUGGAUGGAGGUGGUGGAAAACUAA
Molecule: messenger RNA, 1287 nt
Organism: Trypanosoma grayi
Lineage: Eukaryota; Euglenozoa; Kinetoplastea; Trypanosomatida; Trypanosomatidae
Product: putative cell cycle sequence binding phosphoprotein (RBP45)
Exons: 1
Coding region: 1-1287 (428 amino acids)
Cellular component (GO): cytoplasm
Source: RefSeq, a predicted model, not a curated record